Molecule: messenger RNA, 2570 nt
Organism: Cynara cardunculus var. scolymus (artichoke)
Lineage: Eukaryota; Viridiplantae; Streptophyta; Magnoliopsida; Asterales; Asteraceae
Product: histone-lysine N-methyltransferase, H3 lysine-9 specific SUVH1-like
Exons: 2
Coding region: 254-2326 (690 amino acids)
Cellular component (GO): nucleus
Molecular function (GO): histone methyltransferase activity; protein binding; zinc ion binding
Source: RefSeq, a predicted model, not a curated record
CUGCCGGAACUCACUCGUUCAUACUCUCUAUCAAGCAACGAAGUUGAGGAGGACAGUUCGAAGUGAAAUUUGUGGUACGAGUUUGCACCUUUUUGGCGUUAUAUGGGUUUUUAGCAGAUAAAAAAGGUUGGUUUGUGGGUUUAAUUGGGAUUAAUUUCUAAUGUCUCUUCUAUUUAUGCUUUGAGAAUUGUGGGUUUAUUUGGGAAAGUUCUAGUUUGGUAAUUUUUGAAGAGGGUGUGUGUGAUUGAGAUUGAUGGAAGACAACUUAGGUUCAGAUUCGGUUCCUUCUGGUCCUAUUGACAAAUCAAGGGUUUUGAAUGUUAAGCCAUUGAGAUGUCUUGUUCCAAUUUUCCCAUCUGGUUCAUCUGCAACACCACAGUCUUCACCAUUUGCAUUUGUAUCUCCAACUGGUUCAUUUCCCCCUGGAGUUGGACACUUUUACCCCUUUGCUACAAAUGAGUCUCAGAGGCAAGCCAAUGGACCCAAUCAUGGAAGAUCUUACCCCAUCCCUUCACCAGUCCCUUUGAAUUCCUUUAGAACACCAGCCUCAGCAGCAACCAAUGGUGGCAAAGGGACGUCGAAAAGGAGCUCCAAGAAUCAUGGAUCAUAUAACGAUGAAUAUAUUCAAAAUGAUGGUUUUGAGAACGGUUUCAUUGUGGAUAUGGGGGAUAGCAGUGAUGCCAUCAGGCAAAAACGUAAAAUCCGCAAAAGUAUGAGAGGUACACAAGCGGUGGCUGUUUCUAGUUCUGAGGUUGACAUUGAUCCAUUGGUUAAUCAUCUCUUGAGAUCUUUCAAUCUUGUGGACAUUGACCCAUCUCGACAAGCUGAGAGUGAUAACGAUUUGGUCCAACGUGUGGUCAUCGUCUAUAAUUUGCUGAGGAGAAAGAUAAUACAACUUGAUGAUUCAAAGGGAGUUAUACCCGGGAUUUCAAGACGGGCCGACUUGAGGUCAGGCACAAUCUUGAUGAAUAAGGGAGCUCGGGCUAAUACCAAAAGACGGGUUGGCGCUGUUUCUGGUGUCAAUGUUGGUGACGUUUUCUUUUUCCGAAUGGAGCUAUGUUUGGUGGGAUUGCACGCUCCUAUUAUGGCCGGAAUAGAUUACCUGAGUUUUAAGGUCAGUGGUGAUGAAGAGCCGAUAGCUGUCAGUAUCGUUUCCUCCGGCGGAUAUGAAGAUGACGGAGAUGAUGGGGAAGUUCUAGUUUAUAGUGGUCAAGGUGGUGUUCAAAGAAGUGAUAAACUACUGAUGGAUCAAAAGCUUGAAAGGGGUAAUCUUGCUUUGGAAAAAAGCUUGCACCGAGCUAAUGAGGUACGGGUUGUUCGUGGUCUUAAGGAUGUAGCAAGUGCAACAGGAAAAGUAUAUGUCUACGAUGGCGUAUACAAAAUCCACGAAUCAUGGAUCGAAAAAGGGAAAUCUGGUUGCAAUGUCUUCAAGUACAAAUUGAUUAGAGUUUCUGGUCAACCUGAAGGAUUUACGUUAUGGAAGUCAAUUCAGCAAUGGAGAGAUGGUGUUACCACACGGGUUGGGGUUAUCCUUCCCGACCUUACGUCUGGCGCCGAAAAUGUACCUAUUUGUCUUGUAAACGACGUAGAUGACGAAAAGGGACCCGCUUAUUUUACGUACUCUCCCAGUCUCAAGUAUUCAAAACCAUAUUCUUCUUCCAAAUCUUCGUUAAACUGUAGAUGUUCAAAUGGAUGCCAACCUGCCACCAACUGCCCUUGCAUCGAAAGAAAUGGUGGAUAUCUUCCAUAUUCGACGGCUGGUGUUCUUCUGAGUCAUAACUUAUUGGUUCACGAGUGCGGUUCUUCUUGUUUAUGCCCUCCUAGCUGCAGAAACCGAGUUUCCCAAGUAGGUCUAAAACUCCAUUUAGAAGUGUUCAAAACAAAGGAUAAGGGUUGGGGACUUAGGUCGUGGGAUCCCAUCCGAGCUGGAGCAUUCAUAUGUGAAUAUGCAGGUGAAGUGGUUGAAAAUGGAAAUGAUAGUGACGAUAACUACAUAUUUGAUGCUACCCGUUCUUUUGAACCGCUUGAACCAGUGCCGACUGACGAGCCCGUAAAGCUUCCGUUUUCCCUAAUCGUCAGUGCCAAAAAUAAGGGAAACGUGGGUCGUUUUAUGAACCAUAGCUGCUCACCUAACGUCUAUUGGCAACCAAUUUUGCGUGAAAACAACCGAGAAUCAUAUCUCAAUGUUGGAUUUUAUGCAUUCAAGCACAUUCCUCCUAUGCAGGAAUUAACAUUUAACUACGGAAUUCCGAGGGAUCAGAAACCUGGACCACGAAGAAAUAAGUGUUUGUGUGGAUCGACAAAGUGCAAAGGUUACUUCUACUAGCCGUCUGCAUGAAGUUAGCAAAGUUGAUGUCUCUUGUAAAAGGUUAGCGUUCUCGUUUUACGUCUAGUAAGUUGUUUAGUGCAUUUUUUUGGGUAUUUGCUACAUUUUGGUGUGCUAAUUGUAGGUAAUCUGAAGUCAGUAGCGUAAUAUGGUUUGUUUUCAUCCCUAGAAGUUAAGUUAUCUGAUUCAUCCUUUGCUUAUCUUGAGUACUGUUAACUCUUUUGAUCUAUAAUCCUACAUAAGU